This is a messenger RNA of Ziziphus jujuba (common jujube), 1186 nucleotides long. Its product is annotated as mediator of RNA polymerase II transcription subunit 6. The transcript is spliced from 5 exons. Gene Ontology annotation, molecular function: transcription coactivator activity. NCBI's taxonomy places the organism in Eukaryota, Viridiplantae, Streptophyta, Magnoliopsida, Rosales, Rhamnaceae. Gene Ontology annotation, biological process: regulation of transcription by RNA polymerase II. Gene Ontology annotation, cellular component: core mediator complex; mediator complex. The coding region runs from base 65 to 811 and encodes 248 amino acids. The record is from RefSeq and is a predicted model, not a curated record.
UUAAAUCAACUAUUAAACGACAAGUCGGUGAGCCAAAAACGGAGUCCUUUUGAGGUUGUCGAAAAUGGCGAUGCCGCCGGUGGCGCCGGAGGGCGGUGGAGCCCCAGCCCCAGCACAACCAGGAACGGACAUGACGGGGAUAUGCUUUAGGGAUCAGCUGUGGUUGAACUCUUAUCCUCUGGAUCGCAACCUCGUCUUCGAUUACUUCGCUCUUUCCCCCUUUUACGACUGGACCUGCAACAAUGAACAGCUUCGCAUGCGCUCCAUUCACCCACUUGACAUCUCUCACCUUUCGAAAAUGACAGGCACAGAAUACAUGCUGAAUGAAGUAAUGGAGCCCCACCUUUUUGUUAUCCGCAAGCAAAAGAGGGAUGGACCUGAGAAAGUUACACCGAUGCUGACUUAUUAUGUCUUAGAUGGUUCAAUUUACCAAGCACCGCAACUAUGCAAUGUUUUUGCAGCUCGAGUUGGACGGGCUCUUUAUUACAUAUCAAAGGCUUUUACCACUGCUGCCUCAAAGUUGGAGAAGAUUGGAUAUGUUGAUUCUGAAAACGAGAGUGUAGCCCUUGAAUCAAAGGUUGGCAAAGAGGCAAUUGAUUUUAAGGAAGUUAAGCGAGUGGAUCAUAUUCUUGCAUCCUUACAGCGGAAGCUACCACCAGCCCCACCACCGCCACCAUUUCCAGAUGGUUACAUUCCUCCUCCCACCACAGAAGCAGAAAAUGCCCCUGAAACCCAGCAAGCUGGAGAGCCACAGCAACCUAUCGUUGAUCCCAUAGUUGACCAGGGCCCUGCCAAAAGAAUGAGGUUUUGAAGUAUUUUUAUCAUUUUCGAUUCUUAUGGGCAUGAACUGGAUGCUACGUGAGGAUCGUUGUGCAACAUUUGUGUGAUCUAACUUAAGAGUUUUUUCUGGUUUUUGUAAGAUUAAGAUCCAUGUCAAUUUAAUGUAAUUUCCCAAAUGGGAUAAUUGAAGUUACACGUAAGUUUAACAUCUUGUACAUACAUCAAACAUGAUUUUUGUCACUCUGUUCCAAGUGUCCGUCCUGCAUUACAAGGACGAUCAGUUACAUAGCAGUGUUCUUACAUGUUAAGUAAAAUGGUAAUUGCGAUAGGUUUAAUUCUGAUUUAUGUCUAUAUAAGACAAUCUGUUACUCAUUUUCAUGUUUAGCAACUUUAUUCCGUUCUGUUU